AUGCGAGAGGAGGAAGAGACAUCGUCGUCGUCGUCUCGCGAUCAGGAGAAGCAGCUUGGGCUCAAGUCUACCUAUAUUGAUGAUUCCUCGCUUGCCCACUUGCCGCAGGAGCAUCGCGACUAUCUCCUCCAGCGCCAUGGAACUCUGGCGCUGGACCCUAUGCCCUCAAUGGAUCCCGCUGACCCUUACAACUGGCCCGGCUGGAAGAAAACCGCAAACCUCAUCCUCGUCGCAGUCCACGCCAUGAUGACAACCUUCACCGCCGCCGCCAUCAUCCCAGCCUUCGAGAUCAUCGCCGAAGACCUCGACGUCUCCCUCGUCAAGGCCUCCUAUCUCACCAGCAUGCAAAUCGCCGUUCUCGGCUUCGGGCCCUUGCUCUGGAAGCCCAUCUCCAACCGCUACGGCCGCAGGCCCGUCUGGCUCGUGUCGGUCGCUCUGUCGGGUAUCUGCAAUGUAGGCUGUGCGGUCAGUCCGAACUAUGCGGCGAUGGCGGCGUGCCGCUGUCUUGUUGCCUUCUUCAUCUGUCCCGCUAUUGCGAUCGGGUCGGGUGUCGUUGUCGAGACGUUCUUCAAGAAGGACAGAGGCCGGUUCAUGGGCGUCUGGACCCUCAUGGUCACCCUCGGACCCCCCGCCGGCCCCUUCUUCAUGGGCUUCGUCGCCGAACACAUCGGCUACCGCUGGAUAUACUGGGUCCUCGCCAUCACAAACCUCGUCCAACUCCUCCUCUACAUCCCCUUUGGCCCCGAAACCCGCUACAUGCGCGUCUCCCACACACCCACAACAACCAAACCCAACCCCAAACCCUCCCCCUUCAAAGCCCAAUACCUCUCCAUCCUCACCCGCAUCGACCCCACCCCCCUCACCGCCCUCGAAUUCCUCCACCCCCUAUCCCUCGCCGCAUACCCCUCCAUCCUCAUCCCAACCCUCAGCUACACCUUCGUCUUCGGCUUCGCAUCCGUCUACCUGACCGUCGAAAUCCCCCAAAUCUUCAUUCCCAAAUUCGCCCUCUCGCCCCAGGGCCUCGGCCUGCAGUUUCUCGGCAUCGUCGUCGGCAGUGUCGUCGGCGAGCAACUCGCCGGCCCGCUGAGCGAUUGGUGGAUGAACCGGAACCGGAAUAGGGAUGGGAGUGAACAAAGCAGUGCGCGGCCGCGGCCUAGGCCCCGGCCCGAACACCGCCUGUACCUCUCGUACCUGGGCUUCCUGCUCGCGAUCGUCGGGCUGGUCGUGUUUGGCGUGCGCACGGAGCAGGCGGCAAAGGGCCACUGGAAUGUGACGCCCAUCGUCGGGAUCGCGGUUGCGGCGGCGGGGAACCAGAUUGUGACGACGGUGCUGGUGACGUAUGCGGUGGAUUGCCACGGCGAGCACUCGAGCAGUAUCGGGGUGUUUGUCAAUGUGGUGCGGAGUACGUGGGGGUUUAUUGGGCCGUUUUGGUUUCCGGAUAUGAUUACGAAGUUGGGGGUUGGGGCGAGUGGAGGGCUUAUGGCUGGGAUUGUGUUUGUUGUGGGUUGGUUGCCUGUGUUGGUGUUGCAGUGGAGGGGUGGGCGGUGGAGGGCGAGGAGGGUGGAGAAGGAGGGAUGA
Messenger RNA from Pseudovirgaria hyperparasitica, 1578 nucleotides. RefSeq names its product MFS multidrug transporter. Gene Ontology annotation, biological process: transmembrane transport. The record is from RefSeq and is a predicted model, not a curated record. Bases 1 to 1578 code for a protein of 525 amino acids. Gene Ontology annotation, molecular function: transmembrane transporter activity. NCBI's taxonomy places the organism in Eukaryota, Fungi, Ascomycota, Dothideomycetes, Acrospermales, Acrospermaceae. The transcript is spliced from 3 exons.